Messenger RNA from Vigna unguiculata (cowpea), 865 nucleotides. RefSeq lists its product as uncharacterized. Gene Ontology annotation, molecular function: zinc ion binding; ubiquitin-protein transferase activity. NCBI's taxonomy places the organism in Eukaryota, Viridiplantae, Streptophyta, Magnoliopsida, Fabales, Fabaceae. Gene Ontology annotation, biological process: protein ubiquitination. Gene Ontology annotation, cellular component: membrane. The record is from RefSeq and is a predicted model, not a curated record.
ACUUCGAAAACCAAGGCUGAAAUUUUACGAGAAAUGGAGCUCUCUGUGAUUGCUAGAAACAUGGAAGAAGUUGUCUUGUUGGUCGAUGAUUUGAAAUCGCUUUCUGGGAUUUCUCGCUGUAGAAUAUGUCAUGAAGAAGAAUUUGAGAGCACCAAAACCUUGGAAGCUCCUUGUGCUUGUUCGGGGACAGUUAAGUUUGCUCACAGAGACUGCAUUCAGACGUGGUGCAACGAGAAAGGAAACACAACUUGUGAAAUAUGUCUCCAGCAAUACGAACCUGGAUAUUCAGCAGUUCAGAAGAAAUCGCAAAUAGCUGAAGCAGCAAUGACCAUUAGGGACAGCCUCCAAAUUUCAAUGUCUGAACAAGAACCGUUAAACACAAGAAUAGUUGAGGGAAACAAUUACUCGGAAUGCACAUAUGCUGCAGAUAGAAGCGCUGCUUGUUGUCGAUCCCUGGCUUUAGCUUUCACUCUUAUCUUGCUUGUAAGACAUCUUUUUGCACUGCUUACGAAUGGAAUGGAAGAUUAUCCAUUUACAAUUCUUACGGUUUUUUUACUGAGGGCCAGUGGGAUUAUUAUACCUAUGUACAUAAUUAUUAAGACGAUCGGAGCCAUACAUAAUAAUAUCAAACGUUAUCAUCAUCUUCAUCAGGAUUCUGAUGAUGACUCAUCGAUAUCAGAUGGAGAUGAAGAAGAAAAUGAGAGAGCAGAUGAUGAUGCAAUUUUAAGACAUUCAGAAUCAUAGCUUGUAAUUUGAUUUGAUUUGAUUUGUAUCAGAGCAUUAUGCUGAUGCUCUGUCAAAUUCUACCAUUUUGAGGCAUAAAUUUACUGUAGAAAAAAAGAAAUGAAAUUUCCAUCGAAGUGCA